Mytilus trossulus (common blue mussel) is the source of this 3769-nucleotide messenger RNA. RefSeq names its product ADAMTS-like protein 1. Bases 461 to 3526 code for a protein of 1021 amino acids. Gene Ontology annotation, molecular function: metalloendopeptidase activity. Gene Ontology annotation, biological process: extracellular matrix organization; proteolysis. Gene Ontology annotation, cellular component: extracellular matrix. Lineage: Eukaryota; Metazoa; Mollusca; Bivalvia; Mytilida; Mytilidae. The record is from RefSeq and is a predicted model, not a curated record. The transcript is spliced from 18 exons.
AAGGUUGUCUCUAUAAACAUGAGUGUUGAUUUCAAAACUUGUUGAAAUAUCACUUACUGGCUGAAAGUUUGGAAAAAUUGUGAUGGAUUAUAAAGUCAAUUGUUCAAACUUAACCUCUGGCCAUCGAACCCAACUAAGGGAAUGAUAACAACAACACUUAUCGCUCUCAAAGGCUAGUCCUGCUGUUAGUCAACAUUCCAAGUUUCAGGUGCAUCUAAAACGAGAUGGAUGAUAUCCCAUUAUCUUCACCAUUGGGUUCCUCGGCAUACUCAUAAAAAUAACAAUGGACCCGCUCCAAUGAGCCUGUGGUGGACCAACUCAACUGGAAAAGCAGUCGCUUAAAUCAGAUUGUUCAUAAACUCUGAGACUGACAGUCGUGAAAAGUGCUUGGAUAAUGUGAACGCCAGGAAUUUAGUGAUUUUUUUUCAGUUCAGAGAAAUGUGAUCCAUGGGAGCUUGUCAUGUAUUGGACUAAUGUGUUGACUUUAACUACGCUAUUCAAUUUGGUGGUCACAACAACAGCUGGAUACUGGUCAGAUUGGAGCGAGUGGAGUGUUUGUUCAAGAUCUUGUGGUGGCGGAGUAACGUAUCGUCUACGACAGUGUCUCUAUAGAAACGAAUUCAGUUCAACAAGAAAAACCUGUUCUGGAAAGACUAUAAAGUACAAAACCUGCAACAACAAGCCAUGUGAAAGAGGUGCUAUAAGUUUAAGAAGUUUACAGUGCAGUUCCCAUAACGACGAGGCUCUGUACGGUAGAAAGCUGACAUGGAUUCCUCACCAUGACCCUCUUCGACCAUGUUCCUUGUAUUGCAAGGCUAAUGGCACCGAUAUCGUCCACCUGUUUUCUCCAAAAGUCCUUGACGGUACUCGAUGUCGCCCGACCGGGCUCGAUAUGUGUAUCAACGGAGCAUGCUGGACCGUUGGAUGUGACCGUGUUCUCAAUUCCACCAAGGUUAAAGACAAGUGUGGUGUAUGUGAAGGAGACGGGAUAUGUAGGAGGCGAAGCAGACGAUUUGAUUGGUUGUCCACAGGCUUUGGUAGAUGUUCAUCUUCCUGUGGUGUAGGUGUGAAACAAACCCAUUUUGUUUGCCGUAACAAGAGAAAUAAGAGGGUUGUGUCAAACAAAUGGUGCACAAAGAAUAAAAGGCCUAUACCACAACGUGAAGAAUGUUACUUACAGCCCUGCCCACCAAGCGUUUUCAAUUGGCGUGUUGGCCCUUGGAGUGAUUGUUCUACUUCGUGCAAUGGCGGAUAUUCAUGGCGGGCUGUCAUAUGUAUAGAAAUGUUUGCCAAUGCUACCGAGAUAGAAGUUGAGGGAACAAUGUGUGGACAUCCCAAGCCAUCAAACAGAAAGUCAUGUAAUACCCAAGUCUGUCCUACCUGGUACGCUGGUGAAUGGUCACCUUGUAGUGGAAGUUGUGGGGUUGGGUACCAGAGAAGAGAGGUACAAUGUCGACAUACAGGAGAACAAUUCUGUGAUUUUUCAUUGGCCCCUUUGGCUUAUAGAAACUGUUCAACAAGUAUCCCAUGUAGACCAAAUGCCGGUAACCAAAAUGAUGGCUACAUGGCAGCUCUUCAAGGAUCAGAUAUCAAGUCGGACAAGUCUUUAAUAACUGUUAACCAGAAUGAGGUUCUAUCAGGAGUUAAUCUGGCAUUAGAAAAGACAAAUAAUAGCAAUGAUCAACUUAAGACUCCAAAAUUUGUAGUAACAGAAUGGAGCCCCUGCAGUGCUACAUGUGAAAGUGGUAGUCGAUGGAGGCAUGUUCGCUGUAAAGUGUAUUUACCAUUUCUUAAAAGUACAGUUGAUCUCCCUGAUAGUGAUUGUUCAGGUGAAAAGCCAAUUGCUACCGAAAUUUGUUUCACAAAGCCCUGUUAUGAGGACUACGAGUACAGGGCUCUUGGUAUGACAGAUUGCAGCAGAAGUUGUCUUGGAGGUGUCCAAGAGACAAUAGUAAAAUGUGUGCAUAAACAGACAGGCAAAGUGGUUUCUAGCAAGAAAUGUUUAGAAGCCCCAUCUAUUCCAAGUGAGAGAAAAGUCUGCAAUGAUAAAAAUUGUCCUCAGAGGUGGAGAACAGGUGAAUUUAAUAAAUGUUCAGAAUCAUGUGGGGGUGGUCUGAUGACGAGACCAGUGGACUGUAUUCAAGAAUUUGCAACUGGUCCCGAUAGUAUCUUACGGUUACCUGAUUUUAUGUGUUCUGAUGGCAAACCACAGACUGAGAGACGUUGUAAUGUAAUAGAAUGUCCACCAAUUUGGGGAAUAGGAAAUUGGUCAAAGUGUUCCGUUACAUGUGGAAGUGGAUCUCGAACAAGAAAUGUGUACUGUUCAAAGACUCUGGCUACAGGCCAGUUUAUAAACACUACUGAUUAUUUUUGUAAUGGAUUACCUAAGCCAGACAAUUAUCUUGAAUGUAAAUUACCAGCAUGUCCGAAACCAAUCAUCAAGAAAACAGAGGCACAUUUUUUUCAAUUAAAUAAAUUACGGAAAGUGAAAUUAAAGAUAGGAAUGCAAGGAUCGCUUUUACCUGGGACUAGCCUGAUAAUUCAUUGUCCUACAAAGGGUAUGGAUAAACGAUCUAUCACGUGGUAUAAGGAUGGAAUGCCUCUUCCUAUUGGUCGACGUGUCAGAUUAUCGAAGAAACGUUCUCUCAAAAUCAAAAAAUCAAAAGGAGACUUAGAUAGUGGUCUUUACACUUGUAAAGCAGGUUCUUUACAAGCAAAUUCAUUUAUUAAAUUUAUAACUGUGUACGAUAUAUUCAAAGCAACCGUAUUUAGAGAGAAAUUUUUAUCUCAUUUAUCUGAAUCACGUCUAAGAGAAAAUGCGUCUGCAAUUGUAUAUAAGGACCCAAUUGAUAGAACUCAUAAACUUUUACGUCUUGUGUAUAGUAAAUGGCAGAGUUGUUCGGUUUCCUGCGGUGGAGGCCUGCAGGCUAGAAAUGUCAGUUGUGAGAUUAUAACUAAGGACUAUUAUGAAGAGUUUCCCAUGAAGGCUUGUAUUAAAGCUGGACACACACAACCUUCAGUUAUUAGAAGCUGUAACAUACAGCCAUGUGUAGAAUGGAAGACUGCCGAAUGGGGUGAGUGUUCAGACAGGCGUUGUUUACGUAAGCAUACCUCUGUACAGACCCGUAAAAUACACUGUACUAAUCCUAUGGACGGAUCUCAUGUUAAUGAUAGUUUAUGCAAAGAACUGUCAAAGAAUCCAGUCGUGAAGCAAGAAUGUGUGAAUGAGAAUUGUACAACACGGUGGAAUGUUUCUUCGUGGUCAGAGUGUAUGGGAGAAUGCGAAAAGAAAGGCUCUGUUGUCCGUAUGAUAACCUGCAUAUGGACGAAUUCUGGUUUGCCAGCUGGGCAGUUUUGUAAUCAUCUACCUCAACCUAACACACGAAAACCCUGCCAAAUGUCAAAAUGUAAACCAAAAUGUACCGAUUACUCGACGUAUUGUAGUAUGGCCAAAUUAAUGAAUCUGUGCAGAUACAAAAGUUUUAAGAGAAAGUGUUGCCUAACUUGUGUUGCAAAACCAUUAUAAUGUACAUAAAAUGUUAUAAACUUGAAUUGUUUCUGUACUUUAUUGUGUAUUUGUUAUAUAUACUUAUAUAAAACGUUCAUGAAUGUAAAUAUUGACAGGUUGACAUACGAACUGUAUAUUUUCAUUGAGAUUAUGUAUAUUUAUUUUUACACAAUGUAAGGAUUUUAUACUUGUCAUUUAGUUGGGAUUCCAAAAAAGAAGCAGUAAACGUCUUAUAGAAUCACAUUAAAUCAUCACUAGUUG